Synchiropus splendidus (mandarinfish) is the source of this 4087-nucleotide messenger RNA. RefSeq lists its product as uncharacterized. Lineage: Eukaryota; Metazoa; Chordata; Actinopteri; Syngnathiformes; Callionymidae. The transcript has 2 exons. The record is from RefSeq and is a predicted model, not a curated record. The coding region runs from base 2502 to 2822 and encodes 106 amino acids.
UUACUCUAUACAUUGAAAUAGUCAGGAUAAAUAAAAGGUUUUGUUGUUGAUAAUAAUGUCUUAUGUAUUCCCAUGUAUAAAUGGUCACCCAGGUCCGGAUCACAGAGCGGAAGAGCAAAUAAAUGUUUUCCAGGAAGAUGCAAAUGUGUCUCAAGUGUAGAAUCAUAGAAAGGUCUUAAGCACCAAAACUUCCUGUUCAUUGUCUGCGCCUCAUAACUUAUCGACAUAAGUGAAAAUGCACAGCAGGUCAUUGUACUUUGUUUGCCAGUUGAGGGAUGUUGAGCUCACGUCCUCUUAGUGCAAACACACACUCCGACUUAAAAAGACAUUGGACGCCUGUAUUUGCUGCUGAAGACGCAUGCAGGGGAUCAUCGCCUCUUCGCCAGAGACCGUCCUUGUCAGAUGGAUGUGAGAAUGAAUGAGACCAGCAGAGUGGUGGAAUUGCUCUGUGCAUCUUCCCUAGUUUGUGUCAUGUCACACUGGGACUCAAACAGUAUGGACAUGACAAAUAGGGGAACCUCCUGCUCCCAUAUGGGUGUUACUUUAGCGCGUCCCAUUUUCACAGACUUUGGGAACCUCUUGCAAAUGUGACAGAUUUUACCAUUGUUGCUUAAAUGAAGACCAAGACUAAAAAGUGAAGUGCUUUGAAGGGAGGGACCCAUCAUACCUUACAGGACUUUACAAUGGAAUAACAAGCCACGUGUUACCGUGCUCACAGCUUCGAAUGUAUGUGACUCCUCUUUGCUUUCUAUUCCGUACCUGAAUGUUUCUGUAUCCCUGUUUGAUGGCUGUCACUCAACAACACCACAUCAACUGAUGGGUCUCACGCGUCUCCUGUCUCACCUCAAGGAGCUGGUUUCCUGUCGACGUGAGGGAAGUUAGCAGGCAGACUGCAGCUAAACCAAUUUCACAGUUGACAUGCAGCGACCACGCAGUUUUAUUUGCGCUCCACUCGCAGGUGCGUGGUUCGCACUCUGCCUAAGAAGCAGCUGCACACGAGAUGGAAUCAUGUUUUCGCCGACAACUUAAAUACAGAGUGGAGUGGCUGUGCAGAGUCCGAGACAGGUCCGACUCCAUUCGGCCGUUGAGGCAGAAACGAGUCGAGACAGUCACGGUAGCUGAGAAGAAAUCAUAGUAUUAUACAGGCAUAAUCUUCAAGUGCGAAUCAACAACAGCAGUUUUCACUUAUUUUGCAAUGGUUUUAUCAAAAUAAUUUGCAACUUUGUGUUUGUUUUUGUUACCCUGACAUUGUCAUUGACACCCACCGUGUGGCUUGUGACCCCACUGAGUCAAUAUGUGAGAAAUAAAUGUUGUCGUGAGGUACCAAUGUUUAUUCCCUCAAUGAUGUAAACACUUCAUAGCAACGGUAUCAGGCCACUUUUAGCUUUGCUCCGGAGGCUGUUCUGACCUGCAGUCGCGACAUCUCUGGACCUCAGACGGUCCUGUGAUAUCUGACACUCACUCGACAGCAGAAACUUUUAGUCUGGAAAUUAUGACCAGCGAGUCUGACUUGGUGUCACACACACUCCGUCAAUGCUCCGUCUGUGGUGUGCAGAGCAGCCUGGAAGGUUGGGCUCCUCAGUGGCAAACAGUGGCCGUCAACCCAGUCCAACCGGACGUUUGAGGCUCAUUUAAACACGCUGCUUUUUCCGACUUUGCAAAAUCAGGACGUCAGGGCAGCAAAUGAAAACAUCCGGAUUGGACCCUGGAGCCACUUCAACUAGUUUCUCUUGAUGCAGUGAAGGAGUGGACUUCAGCUUUAGUGCGACCUUGUUUCUGAAAAUUCAUUGGAGAACCACCAUCUUGAAUUUGAGCGAGCCACAUGAUAAAUAAAAAUCUGAAACCUCCAUACCAGCAGAUCGGAUACUGGCUUCCAUAAGAGCCUACAAGUGGUCAAAUUCUUCUCCAAGUACUCCAUGAACCUUCAAAGAACUAGCUGAAGUUGAAGAGCAGAUAAAACAAGCUAAAAUCCUACUUUUGUUUCAGGGAAAUUUCCUAUUGAAUCCAUUGUUCAAUCUUCCUAGCUAUUGUAUUCCACACGUCUCUUUCCUAGCCACUUAUAGGCCACAUGGCUCAGCCUCGGCGAUCCAGUCGUGACCACCGCAGUCGGUCCCUCAACCAAGCCAAAACGGUAUCACUCCAAAAUCUGCCCGCUGUUGUUUAAUCUCCAGGAAACAUGGACGACAACAAGAGUGAAGCUGGGAAACAAAGCCUCCCUCCGCACGAUCCAGCAGACUCCAGUUCCCGGUUGAGGCGGCAACACCCAGGCUUUUGUGUUCCACGUGGCUCUGUAUCUGACAGGAGCAACGGCGCUAUUCUACCCCGGCGCCGCAGACGUCAAGCUAAACCACAAGUUACACUCAACCUCCUUAUAAAGCAGCUUUAAAGAAACAGCCAUGUUGAUUCAAUUCAACACCAUUUAACACCCUAAACAAGGGUGUCACCGGCGUCAGACUACCAUCACAGGAUUCAUUAAAAACCUCCCCGACAGACUCGCAGCCAUGGAGGAGGGGACAGACAGCAUCCACAAAAUGUUCAGCAACUUGUGGAGCUUCACGACAGAGAAACACAACCAGGGCGUGUACAACACCGUCUGCCUGGUGGUCCUCCUGACCCUCCCCCUGCUCGUUCUGCUCACUACUGUAGUGGUGUGCUGCCACUGUUGCUGCUGUCGCCAUGCCGACGGCUGCUGUUGCUGCGGCCGUUCAAAGUCAAAGUCAGACGCCAAGAGGAAGAAAGGCGCGACAAAUACGGAGGAUUUGUGGAUUUCUGUGAAGACAGGGCCGAUGACCCCGGACAGAGUCGGCCUCGCGAUGGUGUAGCUGGCGCGAAGUCAGACUCAUGAGCAAAUAACAGAGACGGCAGACGGACUGCUGAAGUACAGCUUCUUCUAAAUUGUGAAAAAUCUCAUUUUGUUUUUUUAGGAGGCUGAGAAAAUUAAUUUUAAGGCUCACAGUGCACUUCAAGUUGAAGCCUGCAUGUCCAUGAGCAAAAUUCUUCUGUGCGCAUUUUCCACUGUGUCAAACACGGACUGUCAAAAUGAACAUUUGUGGCUAUUUACGGGCCUGGACUGGACUAGAAUAUUUGUGACAUAUUGAAUAUUGAUGCAUGAACUAAUGUCCAUGCGUCAAUAUUGUUGUCUGAAUUGUUUUUCUGUUUGAAAAAUGGUUUGUGCAGGACAGUCCCACUGCAGUCAGCUGCUCUCAUUCCUCACCUCAGCAGUUUUGGGAGAACAUGUCCCAGGGUUUUGACUGUUUGAUGGUGCAAAACAAAAGAAACAUUUAGUUGUUGGUGGUUGGAUGCACAACAUACUGUAGGUGUCACCACUUUUUGAAAGUGAGUUGUGGUGGACCUCAUCCCACUGAGGCGUGAUGUGGUGGACAGUGUUUGGGGGUGGUAUAUAGUUGGCAUCGAUGUUUGAAGGUGUUAUGUGGUGGAAACCAUUGACAAGUGACAUCAUCACUCACUGCCUGGAAGUGUGAAGUGGUGCACAAUGUUUGGUGGUGGUGGACAUCAUUCCUCACAGGCAUCAUGUGGUGCACAAUGUUUGGAAGUGUUCUAUAGUGGACAUGUUCGCUGGACGACGUGGACAUUAUUGAUGUUUGGAUGUGGACCGUGAGCAGCUGCGGUAGGACUGAACUUGUCCUUGUAACUACAUUUGUUGCAAUGAAAAAAGGUCGUCCAUACUUUUUGAACUGAUAAUAUCACACUGAAGCUGAUCUGCCCGUUUAUUCCUUUGCUUCAGUUGAAGAUAGAGGGACUCAUUCACUAGAAGAGGGAAAAGUCUGGGUACAUAAAUAUGAAUUGAUACUGAGGUGGCAAUAUCAUUGAUUUGCUCAUUGAUUCUUUGUGUUGAGUUGACUGACAGUGCAACAUUUCCGGAAAGAAAAGUUUAUUUUCUCACAGAUCUUUUUGGUUUUGAAGUCCAUGGUGAUUUAAAAAAAAGAAAACAUUCGGAAUAAAUUAUUGAAAUUGUUCAACAAUCUGCUUGUCAUUUGUUCCUGAAGACAAUAAUAUAACAUUGCAAUAUUUAUUCCGUACGCAAUAAGCCCCUUUAUUUUGAAAUAUUAUUCAUAGAUUUUUGUCU